UACUGUUUCCGUUAUUUAGAUUGACUUCCGGCUAGCUUGUUUUGUUUUCGACUUCGCAGAGUUGACAACCUUUUUUAACAAUAGUGUAUUGAUCGUUUUGUGUUAGUUGUAUUAUCAUUUUAUCGUUGAGGAGGUUAUAAUGUCAGGAGGAACUCGCCUAGAGAACGCCAAUCCUCUGAUAUUUCAGCGCUCGGGGGAAAGACUCGUGACUGCCGCCGAUGAGGAUGAAGAUGUAGCGGAUCCCAUCGAUGACAGAGAGAUCUUCGAUCUGAUCAGAUCGAUCAAUGACCCUGAGCACCCACUGUCCCUAGAAGAGCUGAAUGUCGUGGAACAAGUGCGCGUCAAUGUGAAUGAUCCGGAGAGCGUGGUGUCUGUGGAGUUCACUCCGACCAUCCCACACUGCAGUAUGGCCACACUCAUUGGCCUGUCCAUCAAAGUCAAGCUUCUGCGCUCCCUUCCGGACAGAUUUAAGAUUGAUGUUCACAUCACUCCUGGCACACAUGCCUCAGAGGAUGCAGUCAAUAAGCAGCUUGCAGACAAAGAGCGAGUGGCAGCAGCUCUGGAGAACUCUCAGCUGCUGGAGGUGGUCAACCAGUGUCUGUUCACCAGAACCAUGUGAUCACGAGAAUCCUGCCGCUGUUGUGUACACCUUUGACAGUCAGGAGUGAACUCUUACAGGCAAGCCAGAGUUGAGUGAUAAUACGAUUUUUAUAUAUAUAUAUAGUGCUGGACUCCACAAACAACACCAGGGCAGGAGGACUUUUUGCUUAAAAAGUGAGUGACGCGUCCAAGUUGAGUUUAAAAAUGUGCCAUGAAAAGAACAUCCAGAGAGAAUUCACGUGGAACCAUUUUUGUUUCUUUCUUUCUUUUCUGUUUGACAGUACGUGGAUACAUAAAGAAAUGUUGUUCUGUAAUGAUGUCAUAUUCUUAUGAAUAUGUACAAAAUGACUUUUACUUUUAGAAAGCUGUGGACUUUUCCAAGAAAUUUCUUAUUGGCCAAAAUGGAGAACGUGUGCAGCAGAAAUAAUUUCCACUGCUUUGUUUUGUAAAUCUUGUUUUUGUCAAUAAAACAAACAAAAAAAAAAAAAAAAAAAAAAAACAUGUGGAAUCAGUUUUGUCAGUUUAUACUAGACACGUUAUAAUAUAGGCAGGGACAGGGUAACUUCUUUAGUGUUAGCUAUUACUAACCUUCAUCACACCAACUUAUAGUACACUCUGUUAUUGCAUCUUUGAGAGACUGAAGUUAGGCUGAUGCUCAUCAAUGAUUCAGGGAAUGACAGGAAUCACAUGACUUCUUUAGGAAAAUUGUAGUUUUUUAUAAAGUUAUGAUUAAACCUUGUUUGUCUUGUGAAGUCUAAAGGGUAAUAGUCUGUGGAAGUUUAAGGUAGAAGUUGAUGAUACACAGAUGCUAGAAUAAGCACAAUAGUUUGCAGAGUCUGUUUAGAUUACACUUACUUGGCUUUCAAGUCACAAAAGUGCUUUCACUAGCAUGCAUUAAAAAUGCAUGGUAGAUACUAUUUCACGUAACCGAACUCUUAUUCAAUAGUUUUGUCUUUUUUGGUCCGGUCAUGAAAAUAAACGCCAAACUUCAAAUAUUAA
Molecule: messenger RNA, 1599 nt
Organism: Carassius gibelio (silver crucian carp)
Lineage: Eukaryota; Metazoa; Chordata; Actinopteri; Cypriniformes; Cyprinidae
Product: cytosolic iron-sulfur assembly component 2B
Exons: 5
Coding region: 140-619 (159 amino acids)
Biological process (GO): iron-sulfur cluster assembly
Cellular component (GO): cytosolic [4Fe-4S] assembly targeting complex
Source: RefSeq, a predicted model, not a curated record